Molecule: messenger RNA, 915 nt
Organism: Penicillium olsonii
Lineage: Eukaryota; Fungi; Ascomycota; Eurotiomycetes; Eurotiales; Aspergillaceae
Source: the annotation of a GenBank genome assembly
AUGCUGUGCGAUGAUAUAGCAUCGCAGUUCGAGUACGCGGAUAUUCAUAUCCAAAGACCCUCCAAAGUCCAAAACAAAAAACAAGAUCGGCCUAUAAACGAGGUGAUUCAAAUACAGUCCAUCACAUCGUCAGCGAUCAGGGCUGGAGCCAGCCACCCGUCUCAAUUUUGGUCCUUGUUCAUGAGGUCGUCCUCUAUGAUGAUACCGUCGAGUACUACCCAAGGAACUGCCGUAGAGACUGGAAUCAUUCCAUUCUCACCGGUACCGACCUUUGAAGCUAAUAUCAUUCCAUAUGCUACCACACCGUUCACCCAGCGACUCUUUCGAGCAUGUGCAGAAAGUGGACUUCGUCUCCUUUCUAAUACGACAUUCACGGAUGAAGAUAUCAGUCGAUGCUUUGGUUUACUUCUACAAAAAAUGCCUCGGGCAAAUAUCCGGGAGUAUUUCACACGAGUUGUCAGUUUGGAACCGUGUAACCCGAUUAUCGAUACGCGAUUCCCGUUCAUCAGCCUGGGUGGAGCAGGAACUCACUUUCUCUCGCCUUCGAGUAGUAUCUCGGAGGUUCUGUCUGUGCUACAAAGAACAAAUGGCAUCUGUUCAAUUACUUCCGAUGAGCAGUGGUUCGACGUGCAUGAUGUUGAGAGAUAUCUAUCCAACCAAGGUAUCACCGUGGGCGAAUUCCCAUCUCCACCAUUAUUAGGUUUGCAUGGUGGACAUGAGGUCUCUUCGGGCUUGGAGGCUACACAAAGAACAUUGCCUAGUGACACUAUGACUAUGGUGAUCAGCGAGUAUCGAUUAGUUCAGAAACUGAGCCAGCUCCCUGUGGACUUAGGGUGCGCGGCUGGUUUCCGCAGAUCAGACGUCGAGAGAGUUGUUUAUGAAAACUUGAGAUGGAUCGCCAAAGUGGACCCGUAG